Funneliformis caledonium is the source of this 234-nucleotide messenger RNA. NCBI's taxonomy places the organism in Eukaryota, Fungi, Glomeromycota, Glomeromycetes, Glomerales, Glomeraceae. The record is from the annotation of a GenBank genome assembly.
AUGAAUGACUUUUUUAAUUUAGCCGUAAAAAAAGCUCCAAUGUUAAUUUCUACAACGAUAAAUCAUUAUCGCAAGGGCCCACCUCAACCUUCAUGGGAUUUAAAAUUUCAUUUAGUUUUUGCCUUGAUUAAAUCAAACAUCGGUGAUUUCACUAAUCAAACAAUUGAGCAGGCACAACAAGACUCUAAACGUCACGCUCCUUUAUUACCCGAUACAAUUACAAAUGAGUCCAAG